GUCUCGUCUCUAAAUCUCGAAGUACAAAAGAUAUGAUUCAAAUAUUCGUUAAAACCAUUAACGGAAAGACACAUGUAAUCCGUGUGGCGACCGAUGAAACAGUUGCGGACAUUAAAGAUAGGGUUCAAAAAAUUGACGGAAGUCCAGUCAGCCGUCAACGAUUGCUAUACACCGGGAAACAAUUGUGUGAUGAGAUGACCUUGGCGGAUUAUGAAGUUCAGCGAGAUUCUACUUUGCAUGUAAAUUUACGGCUUCGUGGUGGCGGUAACAUCUUCAGUAUUUUUUCCGACGAUCCGUUUUGCGGUAGCAGCAGCAAAAAGAAAGCUUCCUCAUUUUCUACUUCAACAAAUAACCAACAACAUUAUUAUUCGCCUGUCACCCCUUCUCAAAAUUCAUUUUAUACUCCUACUACAUACAAAAGUUCUUAUAAUUCAUCUCAGUAUUCCAGUGUCACCCACGCAAAUAAAACAGCCUCAACAAAUAGAUAUUCAAAUAAUACAUCGUCUCUUUAUCUAAACAGUCAUUCCCUUUCAGGUUCAACAACUUCUCAAUCCCCCUACACAAGCAGAGUAACUUCGUCCACCCUCUCAACUUCUACACGCAAUUCUACCAGUUCACACGCAAAUAAAACAGUCUUAACUUUAACCCCUCCCCAAUCUCCUACUCAAAACUCCGUUGGACUCCGCACAAACCGAACAAUUUCCAGCUGUUCUCAUGUGAAUAAAACUUCCUCGACUUUAACCCCGCCUCAGUCCCCUGCACGCAGCUCUGUCAGAACGAUUUCACCAACGUCAACCGCAACACGUAGUUCCAGCAAUCAUCGUUCAACUCCAACAACAAAUACCUACACAACUUCUCACAACUCACUUAACUCAAGUGGUACCCUUCGACUGCACAACUCUUCCGUACAUAAUUCCGGCAUCUCUCGCGUGACCAAAACCGCCCCGCACUUAACUCCUACCGCCACAAAGAAUAUCCGUUCAUCUUCGAAUCUGGCGAACAGUGGUUCUAUUUCUUUGAACGUUGUACCACACCAUUCCGUAGCGCUGACAAAAUCUCUUACACUUGAUUAUGGCAUAAGUAGAACCACGAAUUCACAGUGGUAUAUGGUUAAAUUAUAUUUGGCCUUGCCAUCCGAUCUCUUUGCACCUCAGUAUGAUUAUGAUUUCACAUAUGAAUUGGAUGACCAAGAACUUCACACUCGCGGACACAAGAUAUAUAGGCGGCCUUACGGAUUUAUGCGGUUUGCGCUCAAUGUCAAAGACAAAUAUCCGGGUGGAAAUGCUUGGCUCGGAGAUCGUGACAAGAGGCGUGGUACCACGACAAUACCCAAGGAAUGGCUA
Molecule: messenger RNA, 1343 nt
Organism: Acaulospora colombiana
Lineage: Eukaryota; Fungi; Glomeromycota; Glomeromycetes; Diversisporales; Acaulosporaceae
Source: the annotation of a GenBank genome assembly